CUCCACCCCAGUCUCAAGAGGCGAGAUUUAGGGGAGGCCGGCUUCCAGUCCACGCCUGUGCGGAGCGACACGGCCCGGCCUCACGUCGCAGAAGAAAAACUUGAGACACGUCGAUCAAUGUGUUAGCGGAUGUUGGAGGGGGGACGAUGUGAAGAUUUGCAGUGAGUAGCGGCGCUGUUGCUGGAAAGCUCGAACGCAAGCGGGGGAAAGAUGGCGAGGAGGCGCAUCCACACGAUCCUCGCUUCGCUUCUGCUGGGACUUUUCCUCCUCCAUGUGUCGGUGAAAGGAGUGCAACAACAGGGACAACAGCAGGGGGAGGAGGAGGAGGAGGAAAGGUCCUGCCAGGGCGCCUUCGACCUCUAUUUUGUUCUGGACAAAUCUGGAAGUGUGAAGCAUCACUGGAUCGAAAUUUACUCUUUUGUGGAGCAGCUGGCAGAGAAAUUUAUCAGUCCCAUGUUGAGAAUGUCCUUCAUCGUCUUCUCCACGCAUGGCAAAAUCAUCAUGAAGUUAACUGAGAACAGGGAGGCCAUCACUGGUGGGCUCAGAGCUCUAAAAAGUGUGAUUGCUGGAGGAGAUACAUUUAUGAACCUUGGUCUGGAAAUGGCAAAUGCACAGAUAUAUCAAGAGAAUCAAGGGACAGCCAGUGUUAUCAUCGCGUUGACUGACGGGGAAUUGAACGAGUGGCAGUUUGACACAGCUCAGCGAGAGGCUCAAAGGGCCAGGUCUAUGGGAGCCAUUGUUUACUGUGUAGGAGUCAAAGAGUUUAACCAAACCCAGCUUGCGACCAUUGCGGACACUAUGGAACAUGUGUUUCCUGUGUGGGGGGGCUUCCAAGCCCUCAGGGGAAUCAUUGACUCGAUCAUCAAGAAAUCCUGCAUCGAGAUCCUCGCAGCUGAGCCAUCCAGCGUGUGUGCGGGAGAGAACUUUCAGGUGGUGGUGAGAGGAAACGGCUUUCUCCAUGCCAGAAACAUCGACCAGGUCCGCUGCAGCUUCAAACUAAAUGACACACACACUGUCGAUGAGAGACCAGCCGGAAUAGAGGAUACAUUCCUUCUCUGUCCUGCUCCUGUUGUCGAAGAGGCAGGGAGGGUCAUCUACUUGCAGGUGAGCAUGAAUGAGGGGAUCUCCUACAUCACCAGCUCGGUUCACAUCACAACUACUGAAUGUUUUGACGGCACCAUCGUGCUGAUCUCUCUGCUGGUGGUGUUCUUGCUGUUGGCCCUGCUGCUCAUGUGGUGGUUUUGGCCUCUCUGCUGCACUGUGGUCAUCAAAGAACCUCCCCCUCCACCUCCCCCAGAACCUGAAUCGGACGAUGAAGAUGGGAUGCCCAAGAAGAGAUGGCCCACAGUGGAUGCGUCUUACUACGGAGGACGAGGAGUGGGAGGCAUUAAACGCAUGGAGGUGCGCUGGGGGGAGAAGGGCUCCACCGAGGAGGGCGCCAAGCUGGACAAACCCAAAAAUGCUGUCGUCAAGAUGCCAGAGCAGGAAUUUGAGCCUUAUGAACCCAAGCCUCGCAAACCCAACCGCCGGCCCACCCAGCGAAGGAGGUGGUACACGCCCAUUCAGGGGCAGCUAGAUGCUCUGUGGGCUCUCUUUAGAAGAGGCUACGACCAAGUCUCUUUGAUGAGGCCUCAGCCUGGAGACCAGGGCCGCUGCAUACGCUUCCACCGGGUCAAAGAAGGCGAGUCGGCCACCUACGCCCGCGCUGCCCCCUCUCCACCAUCCUCGCCCCUUCCCACCGCUUCCCUUCCUCCCGCGCCUGCCGAGCAGCGACCCCUGGUCUCCAACUCGGUCCCCCGCACCAAGCCCCCUUCCAGAGGGCCCCGCACCACGCCUCCGUCACGCACACCCCCUCCUGUGGCACGACCCCCACCCGGGCCGCCCCCAUCCCGCGUACCCCCGGGACCACCGCCUUCCAGACCCCCUCCCAGGCUGUGAUGAUGAUGAUACAAAGUGGUCCAACUCCUGCAAGCCUGUGGGCAUUGUUGCUGGACAGCAAAAACACAAAAUUUAUCCUCAAGUUUAAAUCAGCCAACCAUUUUGUUACUUCAGUACUCUCAUGGCGACAAAUAGGAAGAAAACAGCAUGUAGAAGUCCAUGUUUGAUUCUCGGUCAGGGGGUGAACCGAUACAGUAUGACCUUUGGGCAGAUACUAAUUCUUCAGUCUUCUUCGAACCUAACAUGCAUGUUUGUGGGAAUGUGGGAGAGAUUGGAAGCAAGAACCUCAGAACUGUGAGGCAGACGUGCUAACCAUUUGAUGAUUAACAGUUCUAUUGUUGCAUUAUGUUCUUAGCAUCAUAGGAAAAAGGUUCCCUGCCCUUUCUGGAAUGAAGAGAAUGUUAUGUAUGAGUAACUUUGCUUCGGUUUUGUUAGAGGAGCUUUUAGGAAAAACAUGAGUGUUGUAACGAAUAGUAAGUUGAAAAAUGUUUUAAAUGUAGACUACCCUCGGAGUUGCUGCAGAUUAGGCCGACGGUCCUUUUACAUUUCCCAACCAGCUAACAUUCUUGUGGCAACUGCAGGGCAGUUUCUACAGAUUUUAUUUAUUUUUAUUUAGCCAUGGCUGAGUUCAACACUAGGGUCUCUCUUUUUCGGGCAAUUUCAAGUUGUGUGUGUGGUUUGUUUUUUUUAAUGCUAGCAAGCCCUUUAGACUGACAUCCAUUUGUGGUCUUUUUACAAUUUUAGUACCAAAAAUUGCCUUGUGCUUGUCUCCAUUUCCUGAACUGACUGAAAUGAUCAUUUGCAUUAUUUCUGUAUUAACAACUUCAAUAAACAUUUUUUUAAUGA
Messenger RNA from Hippocampus comes (tiger tail seahorse), 2784 nucleotides. It is a transcript of the gene antxr1d, whose product is annotated as ANTXR cell adhesion molecule 1d. The transcript has 18 exons. Gene Ontology annotation, cellular component: plasma membrane; cell surface. The record is from RefSeq and is a predicted model, not a curated record. Gene Ontology annotation, molecular function: transmembrane signaling receptor activity. The coding region runs from base 211 to 1938 and encodes 575 amino acids. NCBI's taxonomy places the organism in Eukaryota, Metazoa, Chordata, Actinopteri, Syngnathiformes, Syngnathidae.